Molecule: messenger RNA, 2774 nt
Organism: Thalassophryne amazonica
Lineage: Eukaryota; Metazoa; Chordata; Actinopteri; Batrachoidiformes; Batrachoididae
Product: synaptotagmin-4
Exons: 5
Coding region: 198-1718 (506 amino acids)
Biological process (GO): regulation of calcium ion-dependent exocytosis; vesicle fusion; regulation of dopamine secretion
Cellular component (GO): axon; synapse
Molecular function (GO): phosphatidylserine binding; calcium ion binding; clathrin binding
Source: RefSeq, a predicted model, not a curated record
ACUUGCUGGUAGCUUCUGAGGUUGAUGAUGGAAGCAGCAGACCCUCUCUGCCUCACUGCUUCCCUCCCGUAAUCACUGGGAUGGAAAUAAAAGCUCAGAUGACGUAGUUGCUGGCUGCAGCUUCAGUUCUGUGCACUGGCGAUGGACCGCUGUGAGAAACAGCAUAUAUUCUGAUCCACCGUAUCAAAUAUAUCAUCAUGUCACGAUACACUCUGCCAGUACACGUUCAGAUCCUGCUGGCUGUGGGUUUGGCUGUGCUCUGCUUCUGUCUUGUUCUCUGUUGCAUCCUGUGCUGGUGCAGAAGGAAGAAUAUCUCAUCAAAGGACAAAGAAGCAGUUUUCCAAUCUCCUUGUAAAGCGCCUGCUGAACACGUGACUGUGACAUUGACACCAACCCUUUCCACCCAACCCAUCAAGCAGCAGUAUGAAGAGCUCGAUGGGGAUGUCUUGGAAUUUCCUUCCUUGAAAAGCAGCUCUUCCCCAUCUGAGGAUGACCUCACUGCCCUGCCCAUUGACCAAAGCCCAUCUAGGUCUGCUGAGCCAGCAUGGUCUCCAAGGUCCUCUUUCCCAAUGCGACGCCUCAGUACCCCAGCUGUUCCCUGCACACCACGUAAAUUUUCUGUUCCUGACCGAGCCUCAUUGCCUUCCCUCACUAAGCUGAGCCUUGUGUCCAAAUCUCGUCGGGCAACAGCUAGACGCAGUACUAUAAGUGGUGAAAACUUCCUCUUCAAUGAAAGCAGUCGACUAACUGCUAAAAUGUCUACUGCUGCUGUCCAGCAGGGAGAGACCAGUCUGCCUCAGUAUGGCUCUAACUCCCUGUCCAUCCCAUCCAAGGAAGCUGCGCUCCUACACUUCUCCCUGCUGUUCUCCUCUGCCUGUGGAACCCUGCUGGUCAACAUUCUAGGGCUCUCAGGGGUAAGCCGAAGACGCAGUGGGGUGUUUGUCCGGGUGAGCCUUCCACCACUUUGCUCCUCCCCUCAGCAGAUAGCCACAAGGCGCCGCAGCCUCAGUCCGGAGCUCCAAAGUCAGAGCUGUGUGCUGGAGGUGGGCUCUCUGGAGGAUCUUCAUGCCUGCACUUUGAGAUUGGCUGUAUACAGCAGAGACUUUUCUGGUCUAAGGGAGGCUUCCCUCGGUGUGGUGGAGCUCCCCUGUGAGCAGGUGCAUUGGGAGACUGAAACCACUAUUACAUACACCAGGCAGCUCAGCCCAAGUAAAAGCAAGAUGAAAAAGAGUGUGAGUUCUCAGGAAACGCUAAGUGCACGGAAGAGUUUCGUUUGUGUUCCAAGAGCUUUGGGUCAGGUGUUCAUCCUGUUGCAAUACCAGACACUGGCACAACGUAUCAAAGUCAUGGUGCGAAAAGCUGAGAAUCUGGCCAAGCUUACACGAAUCCCAGGAACUCCAGAUCAUUACAUCAUCAUCAACCUAUGUCUGGAAAGGAAAGUGAUUGGUACCAAGGAAACCAAAGGGGUCAGUGGUUCAAAUCCUGUCUGGAAUGCUCCAUUCCUGUUUGACCUGCCCCCUGGUGACAUCACUGAGCUGCCAUUGGUCCUUGAGUUUAUAGUCAUGCAGGGACGUCUGUACACAAAGAGCAGUGUUCUGGGUCGAGUGUUGAUUGGAAACAAAGCUCCAGAGGCGGGACAAGGACAUUGGAGGGAAAUGUGUAGUAGGGGUCAAAUAGAAACUGCUCGCUGGCACGCCAUCCAAUCAGAUCUCUUAUAGAAAUAAUUGAUAGCCCAUAGGAGCGAGUUACUCUCCUUGUGCAGAGCGAGUCCACUGGUUACAGAAAUAAGUGAAGACAGAAAAAAAUUGAGCUGAUACUUCUGCAACUUAUAGUCUCUUUUGCAAAUCAUGUGUAUUCUAUCUGUUCUUCAGCUUAUCAAAACUCCACUUUUGGACAAUUUUGUAGCAACAGCAUGAUUAAUAUUUGACUGUGUCCUCUAUCGACAUUUGACAGCUGUAAUUGAAUUAAGUUGAAAUCAUAUUGGUUGAGAGAAACUGGCAACAUCCUUCUUACAAACAUCCAGAUGGUUAAGAAAUAUGGAAGAAGAACCUUGUCUUCUGCUUAGUCAGUGUCUGAAGAAAUGCAUCAGGAGGGUUAUGCCUGUUUCCCUCGUGCCAUUGCAUUGUUCAUCCACGCUAUGUGACUGUUUCACAGUGACUUUCCAUGCCAUUGUUGUUGUACAGUGAUUUUGGAAAUCUGUUUGUGUAGUGUCAAGAGGCUAUGUUCAUGUUGACGUGUUCUGAAACAUAUAUAUUUUUUAACUGCAUGGUGAGUUUCUGUGAUCAUCACGUCAAGUCAAGUUCAGUCAAGUGAAGUCUGGGACCAUGAGCUGGUGCUGUGCUUUGCUGCAUGCACAAUGCCAGAGAAUACCCUUGAGCCCUGGAUGGCAACAACCCAGGCAGACAUCCUGUCCAUUCCCCCAUCUCUAAAAUAACAUCUAUCUACCACAGCCAGCUGAAAUGUGGGCUGAGACACUACUCAGCGGUGUACCAGCUCACAUGCCAGCCAAAGUGUCCUACAGGUCAGACAUAGAGCUUACACUGCCCUCUGCUGUUAGCUUUGUGUAAGUCAUGUUUCAAUGAUGCUGAUCUAUUUAAGUGUCAUAUAAAGCAAAUAAUGAAUGUUUUCCAUUCAUGCAAUGGUAUGAAUAUCUGCAUGAGUUGAAAAAUGGAACUUUCAUUCAAUGAGGCAUCAAAAUUCAUUAUUUGUAUAUAUUAUUUGUGAUUCACUGUGGUGAAUUACCAUGUUAGUAUUUGCACAUAUACUGCAAAGCC